Molecule: messenger RNA, 3929 nt
Organism: Xiphophorus couchianus (Monterrey platyfish)
Lineage: Eukaryota; Metazoa; Chordata; Actinopteri; Cyprinodontiformes; Poeciliidae
Gene: sh2d3cb
Product: SH2 domain containing 3Cb
Exons: 12
Coding region: 107-2548 (813 amino acids)
Biological process (GO): small GTPase-mediated signal transduction; positive regulation of peptidyl-serine phosphorylation
Molecular function (GO): phosphotyrosine residue binding; guanyl-nucleotide exchange factor activity
Source: RefSeq, a predicted model, not a curated record
GUCUCUGUGGCGUGAAGCGCGUGCGGCUCAGCAUCAAACUGCAGAACAAGUGGAGACGCCGGAUUCCUGACACACCUUUCCUCACACACGUCCUCAACCCGACGCCAUGAGCAAAAUAAAAAAGGGUUUGAAAUGGUUGGGGAGCCUCAGCAGCCUCUCCUCCCGCCGCUCCCCGGAGAAAAGCAACAACAAAGCAGCCUCUCAGUCUGGUGCGAGUCUCUGCGGAUCCAGGCAGCCGGCGGCAGCAGCGGCAGUGCUGGAGGAGACGCAGUCACUGGAGGACAUGCAGUCCGGCCUCCGCAGCCCCGGCUAUGCCCGCUCCAGCGACAUGUACACCCAUGUGGGGACGGUUCCCCGCGGCGAGAAACAGAAGAAGAGCCUCCGGGGCCGGAAGGCUGCGGAGAGCCCGGAGGGCGGGAGCCUGAACCGGGGGGAGCAUGUCCGAGACUCCCCGCUGCUCGGCGCUCUGUCCAGCCUCAGCCUGACAAACCUGGAGCAGGUUCGGCCCGCCGCGCCCUGCCGGGUUUCACCUUUGACCCCAGCACCUGCCGGCUGCCCGUCAGAUGACCCCGUUACUCAGCGCGAGGCGCAGCAUUUCAACAUGGCUUCAAAGCAGGACGUUUAUGUUCCAAUGGACCCGAUUUCUGAAAGAGCGCGCAGCCACGGCGACCCACAGGAAACCACCGAGGCGCCACAGGAAGUGGAGGCUGGCGGCAGGUUAAAAAAAGUGACAAAUUGCAAUGGAGAAUAUGUGAAAUUCUCCAAGGAGAAGUUCUGGUUGGAGCCGCCAUCGGAAAAACUGAGGAAGCAGCUGGAGGAGGAACUGAGGCUGAGCGGCACCUACCUGAAGAGCCACGCCUGGUACCACGGCCCAAUACCCUGGGAGGUGUCGGAGAGCUUGGUGGUGAACAAAGGUGAUUUCCUCCUCAGAGACUCCCAGUCCAGUCAGGGCGGCUUCGUCCUCACCUGCCGCUGGGAACAGGAAGCCCUUCACUUCCCCAUCAGGAAGAUGGAGGUCCAGUCCGGGGAAUCGUACAGCCGGGCCCAGUACAGCCUGGAAAAAGAGGCCUUUGACUCGGUCCCGGCCCUCGUUCACUACUACGUGGGCAGCCAGGCGACUCUGACGCUGUGGAGCAGAGCUCAGAUUAACCGGCCGGUGAACAGGACGCUGCCGCUCAGCUUCCUGGAAACGGCCUUCAGCGCAUCGUCCAACCAGAGAGACCUGAAGGGAGAGGAGCGGGUCUGUCCGAUCAGCCCAUCCUCCGUUCAGCCCGGUACUGGAUCUGACUGGAAACAGGACAGCCGGGCGCAGAAUCCUGCUGCACAUUCUCCUCACAGUCACAGCUCUCCAUCCAGGAGCCUCAGUUGUAGCCGGGCCCCCUGUGUCACAUCGUCUCCAUCCCUAUCAACCCCAUCAGACUCCACCCUGCUGGGACAGCGGCUCCACGUUCCCCGCUCUGACCCGCCGCAGGACUCGGCCUCCUGCGACAGAGACGGCUCCUGGGAGCUGCAGCCUCAGACCUACGUGGAGCGGCUGCAGGCCGAGGAAGCCCCGCCCACUGCCGACUCUCUGUGUUCGGAGGAUGGGGACGUGUACUUCUCUCCGGUAGUGGAGACGGCUUCCUGUUUCAGACCUGGCAGGUACCACUCAGCGCUGAUGCCCCAGGAGAACAAGCCCCUGGAGGUGGGCAUCCUGCGCAGGGUGAAGGAGCUGCUGGCCGAGGUCGACCCCAGGACGGCGGCCAGACACAUCACCAGGACCGACUGCACGGUGGCGAGAAUUUUGGAGGUGAGUCCAGAGAUGAAAAGAAAGAUGGGAGUGAGUUCAGGGAUGGAGCUGCUGACGCUGCCGCAUGGACAGCAGCUGAGACUGGACCUGCUGGAGAGGUUUCAGACCAUGGCCACCAUGUUGGCCGUCAACGUGUUGGGAUGCACGGGAACGACGGAGGAGCGGGCCGCCCUGCUGCACAAAGUCAUCCAGAUCGCAGCCGAGCUGAAGACCACCACAGGCGACAUGUUCGGCUUCGCCGCCGUCAUGAGAGCGCUGGAGCUGCCGCAGGUGUCUCGUCUAGAGCAGACUUGGACGACGUUACGGCAGCGACACACAGAGGGCGCCAUUCUCUACGAGAAAACGCUGCGGCCGUUUCUGAGGAGCCUGAAUGAUGGACGAGAAAGCUGUCCGCUGUCCAGCACCACCUUCCCCCACGUCCUGCCCCUCCUCACCCUGCUGGAGAAGAGCUCUGCGGUGGGCGAGGGGACGGAGCCGUGGGAGACAGCGGAGGUCGGCGUGGAGGUGGUCAUGCUCCACCUGAUGGCGGCGAGAACUAUCGCUCAGCUGGGCGGGAUCUAUCACUCCAACGCUAAGAGCAAAUUAAAGGGUUUCCAGGAGCAGGCCGAGGUCAGGGAGAUCUUCCUCACCGACUUCCAGAUGAGGCUGCUGUGGGGGAGCAGGGGAGCCGAGGAGAACCAGGUCCUCAGAUACUCCAAGUUCGACCAGGUGCUGACCGCCUUGUCCAACCGGCUGGAACCGCCGAUCAGACGGCACUGAUCCCAGAGACGUUUAACUGAUCAGCUGGUGGAUUCUCUGACAUCCGUUCAAAUCACUUUAAAGUGUAACUAACCCUCUGUGAAAUCAUAAACACGCUCCCUGACAACUGUAGAAAACUUCAAGAGGGUUUCGAUGUGGGCAUUUCUAAAGAGCAAAUUUGAUUGACUAGUUCCAGCAACAAAAACAUUUCAGAAACUUACAGAAAUCAUCUGAGGUGACUGCUUUAAAAAGUCCAAGAAGAAAACAAGAAGUUAACGGUUCAAUUUAUUUUAGAAACAUUAUUUUUUUAAAUGCUGUUUUUAAUAUCUUUUUUGUUUUUAACUACUUAUAUCAGUUUUAUGUUACUUCAGUAACCAAAAUGGAUUUUUUUGUAUUAUUUUUGUUGUAUUGAUAUAUCUUUGUAAUUUAUUGCAUAAAUCUGAAAAAUCAAAAUGAAUGAAUUAAAUCAAAAAUAUAAAUGUUAAACCAAAAUUCAUCGUUGUAACCAAUCAGAAAAUUAAACUGCAGUGACCACAGUUCAUCCAGAGGGGGCAGCGCUGUGCCAGUUUAGCUCUGCAAACAUUGCAGAACUGAACAAAUUUAUCCAGAAACAUCUUUAAGUCCGCAGAGAAACUUUACAUAGAAACCUUAAGAAUUUAUUUAGAGAGUUUAUCAGCAAAAAACUUGUUUUGGGGGUUAAAUACACUUUAAAUGUGACAGAUUAUACAGUUGCUGCAUGGAAGCAUUUUUAUCUGAGCCUCACUGACGUAAACAUAAAGGAAGGAGAAUGAAUGCAUGAUAAAAGUUUAUUAAGGUUUACAGCACAAAUUAUCUUUAAAUUUACAUUUUUAUUGGAAGGAAAUGUGAUAUGGGUUUUGUUUUUUGUGUGUUUUCUAACAUAUAUUUGGGUUUUAACGUUGAAAAACUCCAACUAAGACACUUAAUCCUGUCAUUUGUGAGGUGAAACUGUUCUUUUAUCCUUUUAUCAUCCACCGGUACCAGAUAAUAAGAGUCCAGGACUUCAGACUGUGCAGCAGCCUGUAAACACAAUGUUUGUGUGAAAUGUGUAGAACUGCAGAAUAAAGGAGGUCCAGUUCCCGGUUCUGUUGGGACUACAGGAAGCUAAUGCUGAACCUUUGUCUGCAGUGUAGAAAUGCUUUUGUCUGCCUGAAGGCUGGACCUUCAUUACAUAUUGGACCAAACAAUGUUUCUCCAUCUUCACUAUUAAUUUUAUUAAUAAAUGGUGAGUCGAUUGAAGUAGAAUCAGUUUGAGGGAACAACUUCUGACAGCAAUAAUUCAAAUGUUCAGAGAACUUAUUUAAUCCUACAGUUAAUAUUUAUCUGUAUAGUGUUAUAACUGUGAAUAAAUAACAUUUUCCUCUGAAAAUUGACUUUAUUAAAA